AUGUGCCAGCACGGACUCGAUUCUGCCUGCGACGCCAUCUGCACGACCACGACCUGCUUGAUGUGUUUCCAAGCUUGUGCAUCUGAGAGCAGUCAUCUGGCCUGCUCCAAUGUGCCUGCUCAUGUGCUGGCAGCUGUACUACAUGCCCCUGUCGAUGCUCAUGCGCCUCCUCGCAUUGCAGGGCAUCUGCUAGCAAGCGACCCACCUCUCGCUGAGCAUCCUCGAUGGGCUGAAGAGGCCGGUGGUGACGUGGGCGGUGGUGGUGACGAUGACAUGCAUAAGCCGGAGCGUGCAGAUAUGGGUGACGAGUAA
Molecule: messenger RNA, 312 nt
Organism: Cyclocybe aegerita
Lineage: Eukaryota; Fungi; Basidiomycota; Agaricomycetes; Agaricales; Hemipholiotaceae
Source: the annotation of a GenBank genome assembly